CUUCUCUUUACCGACCCAUCACGCCAUCGUCCGCUCACCCUCCAAAUCCCAAAUCCCACCGGCCACUGCCGCCUCCCCCUCCCCCAGAUCGCACCACCCAAUGGCCGCCUCGCCGCCCGCCGCUGCGGUCCUGGGGGUCCUCGCCCUCCUCCUCGUCGCCGCGAUGGUGCCCCCCGCCGCGGCCGAGAUCCGGGAGACCCUGAUCCGCGCCGACCCGCGCAGCAUCAUCCCGCUCGACGAGUUCGGCUUCACCCACUCGGGCGUGCUCGAGCUCAACGUCUCCGGCAUCGCCUUUGACCCGCCGGCCUCCGCGGAGCUCGACCUCUCCCAGCUCGGCUUCUUCCUCUCCACCCUCGACGCCUGGGUCCACGUCCUCCGCCAGCUCCAGGACCUCGACGUCACCUGCGCGCUCCAGUCCGACCUCGUCAAGCUCGCCUUCUCCUUCGACCGCCUCCGCCCGCCAUCCAACCCCGCCGGCGUCGAGGUCGCGCGCUCCUCCUCAUUCUCCACCGCCUUCCGCGUCUCCGACCCGGGGCAGUACACGCUCGUCUUCGCCAACUGCCUCGGCGGCGGGCUGAAGGUCAACAUGGACGUCCGCUCCGCCAUGUACAACGUCGACCCGGCCACCGGGGAGCGGGCGUACCUCUCCGCGGGGGCGUCCGCGCUGCCCUCCUUCUACUUCCUCUUCUGCCUCGCGUACGCCGGGCUCGCCGCCGCCUGGGUCGCCAUCCUGCUGCGCAAGCGCGCCGCCGUGUUCCGGAUCCACUACUUCAUGCUCGCCGUGCUCGUGCUCAAGGCCGUCAACCUCCUCGCGGAGGCCGAGGACAAGUCAUACAUCGAGCGCACCGGAACCGCCCACGGCUGGGAUGUUCUCUUCUACAUCUUCAGCUUCCUCAAGGGGAUCUCGCUCUUCACGCUCAUAGUGCUCAUUGGCACCGGCUGGUCGUUCCUCAAGCCGUACCUGGCUGACCGAGAGAAGAAGGUGCUCAUGGUGGUCAUCCCCCUGCAGGUCGUGGCUAACAUUGCGCAAGUGGUGAUUGACGAAUCCGGGCCAUACGCUCGGGACUGGGUCACCUGGAAGCAAAUUUUCCUGCUGGUUGAUGUGGUCUGCUGCUGCGCCGUGCUCUUCCCCAUUGUGUGGUCCAUUAAGAACCUCCGGGAGGCUGCUCGCUCAGAUGGGAAGGCGGCGGUGAACCUCAUGAAGCUGACCCUCUUCCGCCAGUACUAUGUGGUUGUCAUUUGCUACAUUUACUUCACACGGGUCGUGGUGUAUGCGCUACAGACCAUCACCUCGUACCGGUAUCUGUGGACUAGCGUCGUGGCUGGGGAGCUUGCAACGCUUGCAUUCUAUGUGUUCACUGGCUACAGGUUCCGGCCUGAGGUGCAUAACCCAUACUUUGCGAUUGAUGAUGAAGAAGAGGAGGCUGCUGCUGAGGCACUCAAGUUGGAUGAUGAAUUCGAGCUAUAAGGAUUGGUUAACAGUUGGCAUCCUCCUCGUUGCCAGUGGUGAUAUUGGUGUUGUAUGUGCUUCCACAAGACAAAUGUUAUAGACUGUGAAGGUUCUAUCGUUCAGUUGCCAGCUUGAGAAUCAAGGAACGAGGACAUAUACCUUCAAAGUUCUUCCUGUCUUGGUCCUUUCUUUAGGAUAGGGUUCUAUUAAUGGCAUGAAAUAUAUAAUGUAAGUCUCUUAGAAAGUGAGUUUUAAUUUCAAACUUCAAUAUGCUGCACAUGAUAACAUCAUCUUGAACAUUUCUUGACUUUGCUUUGUAACUAUAAGGCUAAAUUGGAAACUAUGCCAUGGCAAUAUUUCAUUUUCUCAUGGAUUUUAUAUUGAAAAGAAACCUGAUGGUUUAUUAUUUAGAUUUAUGAGCUUUUCAGCUCCAAUUAGUGACACUGGAUUUUAGUAUUUAGCUUGGGGCUGGUCACUCCUCGUUGUUCUGUUUGGAUCCAAUGUGUAGGGCUGGGCUUUAUGAUUUGGUACUGGUUUGCCCUGGCCCAAGCUUGGUCCUGGCAGCUUAAUGUCAGAUCUGUAUUGAACUUGUACUGAAGCCUGAUAUAUAAAGAUGUAUGCCGGGUCAGUGCUCUUAGUUACAUUGAGCAAGCACAAGGGAUUUCAGUUAUAGGCUUGUAGUGCUUAACUUAUUUGAAUCUGUUCUGGGUUUUGUAAUCACUAAGUUAGUUGCUGAAUGAGUCGAAUGACCAAAAUAUACAUUUGCAGCAGUGAAUGUUAGUGGUAAAAUAUGUAUUGUUCAGGUCCAAAUGCUAGCUAUAUUGCUUUGGAUCUACAAAAGAACACAUAGAAACAAGUGAAGUAGAUGCAUGGAUGACUGGAAGUCAAGAUGCAUUGAGGUCAACUUAAUAGUUUUUUAAUACGUAUUUUAUUGUGCAAAUUGGAAGGCAAAUGUACUAUUUCAAAUGAGCUCUAGCUUGACACUAACCCUCGAGUUUAGGGAGAGGGAGAGCAUAAUUAUGGUUCGGAAGGGUGUUUAUUUGAUCUGAGCCCGUUACUAUAGAGAUGCCACACAGCAUGCAUGCCCAACGCUACCUGCAAUAUACUGUGAUCACGUCAUGGUGAAUCUCAUUGGGUCAUAACGGUGGAAGCACUGAGCUCUGAUCACUAACAAGGUGGAUCAACUUUUCAAGUGGAUGGAGCUAUGCAUGCCAAAAGCCUCGGUCAUAGUUUGCCUAGUAAAUGAUUUCCUUUCGGUGUGUUGACAUCGAACCUAUAUGGAUAUCACUCACUCCCUCCCGGUUAGUGCUGGGAGCUGAGUCAGUGUUGAAAAUUGCAUGCUUCCAUAUCGUGGAGAAGCAUGUUGCUAAAAUAAAUUGGGUUUGUUAUUGCCGUGUGGUUGGUUCUGUGGGCACUCUAGCCCCUACCUGUUGGCUUGGCCAUAUAUGUCUUACACGGACAAAUGUUAAUCCUUGUAUGGGUUCUCCUUUACCUUUUCUGUUGU
Messenger RNA from Phragmites australis (common reed), 2954 nucleotides. RefSeq names its product protein CANDIDATE G-PROTEIN COUPLED RECEPTOR 7-like. The transcript has 3 exons. Gene Ontology annotation, cellular component: membrane; Golgi apparatus. Gene Ontology annotation, biological process: transport. The record is from RefSeq and is a predicted model, not a curated record. The coding region runs from base 101 to 1468 and encodes 455 amino acids. NCBI's taxonomy places the organism in Eukaryota, Viridiplantae, Streptophyta, Magnoliopsida, Poales, Poaceae.